Molecule: messenger RNA, 477 nt
Organism: Symbiodinium sp. CCMP2456
Lineage: Eukaryota; Dinophyceae; Suessiales; Symbiodiniaceae
Source: the annotation of a GenBank genome assembly
AUGCCAAUCUGGUAUGACCGGAAGGGCCUGCCACCUACCGCGCCAGAAGACACUGCCUCUGUCGAGGAGUCUGUCCGCAUUCUUGUCAAGUUGCUCGAUAAGGUCAGGGCGGAUGGUGUUCCGGCAAACCGCAUCGUGGUCGGAGGCUUCUCCAUGGGAGGCGGCAUCGCCCUCCAGCUUGCUCUGCGGCAUCCGACAAAGAUUGCUGCUGCUUUCGUGCUGUCAUCCUUCAUGUGUGAUGAUGCAGCUGCCUACGCACUGCUUCAGACUCCACCAUCGGUGGAUGUUCCCAUCUUGAUGAUGCAUGGCGAGGCUGAUUGGUUCAUUCGGCCAGUCUGGGGCAGGGCCACGGCGACGCGCUUGAAAGAUGCGGGGUUGAACGUCGACUUCGUUUCCAUCCCGGGCUUACGUCACGAGAUCAGCCGCAAGGAGAUUGCCCUUCUGCGAAAUUGGCUCUGGAAUCUGCUCAAGCUGUGA